AUGCAGCCAUCCAUUUUGAAAGAAGGCAUUCUCCACCAUCUGGACCAUCCAGUUGUGUUCUCCUCCAUGGCUGGCGCCGGGCCGCAGUGGGAGGCGGGUCUGGCUGCCGCGCCAGCCACGGGCAUCGACUGGGGCGUCUUCGGGUUCGCCGGCCGGGGCGCGGCGGAGAGCACCUUCUGGCUGGGCACGGCCGGCGCCCACACACUCUGCCACCGCGACACGUACGGCCUCAACCUGGUGGUGCAGCUGGCGGGCCGGAAGCGGUGGACACUAUUCCCGCCGGCGGACGGGCCCCUGCUGUACCCGACGCGCGUGCCGUACGAGGAAUCAACCGUGUUCAGCGCCGCCGACCUGCGUCGGCCCGACUUCCACCGGUUCCCAGACUUGGCGUCUACACACCCACACAUCGUGGUGCUGGAGCCUGGUGAGGCCCUGCUGGUGCCGCGACACUGGUGGCACCUGGUGGAAAACCUGGAAACGUCCGUAUCCAUAAACACCUGGGUCAACUUGCGGCCGUGGCCUCCGGAGCUGUGCCUGUCCACGCUGCAGGCGACGGCCGAGGCGCGCUAG
Molecule: messenger RNA, 570 nt
Organism: Pollicipes pollicipes
Lineage: Eukaryota; Metazoa; Arthropoda; Thecostraca; Pollicipedomorpha; Pollicipedidae
Gene: HSPBAP1
Product: HSPB1 associated protein 1
Exons: 7
Coding region: 1-570 (189 amino acids)
Source: RefSeq, a predicted model, not a curated record